CUCAUUUUCUCUCUCUAUAUCUGUGUUUGGUGUUUAAUUAGCUAGAGAGAUCUAGAGAGAGAAAGAGAGGGGGAUGGCUCAGGGAAGGGGCAGUGCUGAGAACAGAGCAGCAGUUAGGCUUGGCCUGGCAGUGCUUCUGUGCUUCAUCCUCAUCCAAGGCGAGGUCGCGGAGGCGGCCGUCUACACCGUCGGCGACCGCAGCGGCUGGACCUUCAACAUGGCCGGCUGGGUCAGGGGCAAGCGCUUCAGGGCUGGCGACGUGCUCGUUUUCAAGUACAGCCCGUCGGCGCAUAACGUCGUGGCCGUCAACGCGGCCGGCUACAACAGCUGCAAGGCGCCGAGGGGGUCGAGGACGUACACGUCGGGCAACGACCGCAUCACGCUCGCCCGCGGCCGCAACUACUUCAUCUGCACCUUCCCCGGCCACUGCCAGUCCGGUAUGAAGAUCGCGGCCAUCGCCGCCUGAUCGGACAACUCCGAAAGAGAUCCGAGAGAGAGAGAGAGAGAGAGAGAGAGAUAUGCAGAGAGAGUUAAAAUUUCAAAGGACCUAGUUUUACAUAUAUGUUGUAUCGUUUAGUGAGAUACUAAAUAAGGUUUUGUGAGUGGCUUUGUGAAACUUUGUUUCUACAUAGUGUUUUGCUCAUGAUAUACCGUAAAAAUUAAUAAAUCACCGUUUGUAGUCUAAGUAA
Molecule: messenger RNA, 689 nt
Organism: Ananas comosus (pineapple)
Lineage: Eukaryota; Viridiplantae; Streptophyta; Magnoliopsida; Poales; Bromeliaceae
Product: basic blue protein-like
Exons: 2
Coding region: 74-466 (130 amino acids)
Cellular component (GO): plasma membrane
Molecular function (GO): electron transfer activity
Source: RefSeq, a predicted model, not a curated record